GCAGGUUCAUUCAUUAUCUGUCCGAUGUUUGCCGGUGCGGUUGUGGCCUGUGGUGCUUAAAGUAGGGUUAACAGCAAACAACAGCUCCCGAUCCAAUUAUGCUAAAUAAUCAAAUAAUGUAGUGCAAGAAAUAUAUACACACACACGAGUGCCAUAGAACCGCGGGAGCCUGUUUGUCUGUAUGCGUUCGUGUGCUACGGUGCGUAUCGAUUGUCGUGCAUCAGCUGUGAUUUGUUGUGAAAUUAAACGAGAGGCCCAACAGAGAAACAAGAACCCCUUUUAAUAACGCGCCUGGCAGCCGGGCCUGGGAUAAAAUCAUCCGCGUGUACGUGCGUUACAAUCCGUCCAUCGGUAUCGGAAUCGUCGACGCUAGUGAUUAGAUUUGAUAGCAGAAUAGCAGCAACUCCACGCGAUGGAGGCCCAGAAGCGGAAGGAGCGCGAGCCUUGCCCACGGCAAAAGGCUAACUUUCUUUCGUACAUCAUAUUCGCCUGGACGAUACCGAUUUUCUUCAAGGGCUACAAGAAAGAGCUAAACACGGACGAUCUGUAUCAGCCGCUGCGGGAGCACAAAUCGGACGGGCUCGGGAAUCGGCUGUGUGAGGCGUGGGAAAAUGAACAGAAGCAGGCCCGGUUGAAGAACAGAAAACCGAAGCUGCUCCGGGCAGGGUUUCGUGUGUUUGGAUGGGAAAUUGCGUUGCUAGGGCUGGUGCUGCUAACGCUCGAGAUGCUGUUCAAAGUAUCGCAGCCAUUUUUCCUGGGCAAGCUGGUCGCGUACUAUUCCCGGCAAUCGGGUGACCUUACGGAGGCGUAUCUGUACGCGGGUGCGGUCGUGCUGUGCAGUGCGAUUAACGUCCUGUUUAUACAUCCGUACAUGCUGUCCCAGCUGCAUCUGGGCAUGAAGUUGCGUGUGGCCGCCUGCAGCAUGAUCUACCGCAAAUCGCUUCGGCUGAGCAAAACGGCACUGGGCGAUACGACCGCCGGACAGGUUGUGAAUCUGCUGUCGAAUGAUGUGGGUCGAUUAGAUUUGGCCGUCCUGUUUGUACAUUACCUGUGGAUUGGACCGCUGGAGACGCUGGUGGUAACGUACCUGAUGUACCGUGAGAUCGGCUACUCGGCCGUGUACGGUGUGCUGUUUUUGCUACUGUUUAUCCCGCUACAAGCGUACCUGGGCAAGAAGACGUCGGAACUGCGGUUGCGUACCGCGCUGCGCACGGACGAGCGCGUGCGGUUGAUGAACGAGAUCAUCCAGGGCAUUCAGGUGAUCAAGAUGUACACGUGGGAGAAACCUUUCGCUGCGCUGGUAGCGAUGGCAAGAAAGAAGGAAAUCAAGGUGAUUCGCUACGUAUCGUACAUCCGCGGUAUUCUGCUAUCGUUCAUCAUGUUCACGACCCGCGUCUCGAUCUUCCUCAGUCUGGUUGCAUAUGCGCUCGCCGGGCAGGUGGUAACGGCGGAGAAAGCGUUCGCCAUUACGGCCUAUUACAACAUCCUCCGCACAACGAUGACCAUCUUCUUCCCGCAAGGCAUUGGCCAGUUUGCGGAAGCGCUCGUAUCCGUCCGUCGUAUCCAGAAGUUCAUGCAGUACGAAGAAAUUGAAGCCGCCGAAGGUGUUUCGAUGGUUGCGGCCGAUGGAAAGGAUGUGUCGUCGUCCUCUUCAUCCGAGCUGGAGGAGAAACCAAAAUCCGACCCGUUGGCAUUGCCCAACAGCAAACUGAUCCGUCACUCCGAAUCUGACGGGUUGAAGGAGAACGCGGUGAACAAUCAUCUGUCCGAUGCGGGAGUGAUUGUGGAGAAGGCGGUAGCUCGCUGGGAUUCCAAAGCGACCGAAUUUACGCUGGAUGGGGUGGAUUUGCACGUGCAGCCUGGCACACUGGUAGCCGUGAUUGGACCGGUCGGUGCCGGCAAGUCCAGCCUGAUCCACGCAAUCCUUGGCGAGUUGCCACUGGAAUCGGGCAGCAUAAAGGUAAACGGAGACAUCUCCUACGCGUCCCAGGAACCGUGGCUCUUCUCCGGAACGGUGCGCCAGAAUAUUCUGUUCGGUUUGCCGAUGGAGCGUGAACGUUACAAGCAGGUCGUGAAGACGUGUGCUCUCGAGCGUGAUUUUCAUCUAUUCUCCGACGGUGAUAAGACGAUCGUGGGCGAGCGCGGUGUGUCGCUGUCCGGCGGGCAGAAGGCACGCAUCAGUCUCGCUCGUGCCGUGUACCGGCGGGCGGAGGUGUACCUGCUCGACGAUCCACUGAGCGCGGUUGAUUCGCACGUUGGCCGGCACCUGUUUGACCACUGCAUGCGCGACUAUCUGCGGGGCAAGAUCGUGAUCCUGGUGACGCACCAGCUGCAGUACCUGCAGAACGCGGACCAGAUCGUCGUGAUGAUGCACGGCCGGGUGGAAGCCGUCGGGACGUACGAUAAGCUGCGCGAAAGUGGGCAGGACUUUGCCCAGCUGCUGGCGGCACCAUCGGGCAAGGAGGACGACAGCACCGACACGGAGUCGAUCAAGCGGUCCGGCAGUUUGUACAAGCGCCAGAACAGUGAAUCGAGCAUGGACUCGACCGUGGCCGAUGGGGACGGACCGGAGAAGAAGGCGACCGAGGAACGGCAAAAGGAGGGCUCGAUCGGAUACGAUGUGUAUCGGGCGUACUUUAAAGCGAGCGGUGGCAAUCUGGUGGUGCUGUUGAUUUUGUUCAUGUUCCUGCUGUCCCAGCUAAGCGCUUCCGGGGGUGACUAUUUCCUUACCUAUUGGGUGAAUAAGGCGGAAGAAAAGGCACCGGCCGUUAGCGAGGAAAGCCAGGCAACGUUUAGUGCGCUCAGCAAUGGGACGGCGCUGGAUGGCGUUGAGGAUGGCUUUAAUGGUACGACCACGUCCGAACCACCGACGACACCCGCAGCAACAGCGGGCGGUAUAGCCGUGUUCUUUACCGCAAUCAGACAGAUGUUUGCGUCGGGCGAUGAGGAAGAGGAUCGGUACAUUGAUAUCUACAUCUUCACGGCACUAACGGUCGCAACGGUUGUGAUAACGCUCACCAGAAGCAUGUUCUUCUUCCGGACGGCUAUGAAAGCUUCUCGCAAACUGCACGACGCCAUGUUCAACGGCAUUACGCGUGCGUCCAUGUACUUCUUCAACACGAAUCCGUCCGGCCGUAUCCUGAACCGCUUCUCGAAGGAUAUGGGCCAAAUCGACGAGUAUCUGCCGAGUGUGACGGUGGACGUGAUACAGAUCUUCCUCUCGCUGAUCGGUAUCGUGGUGGUGGUAGCGAUCGUCAAUCCGUACAAUCUCAUCCCGACGGUCGUUAUCGGUAUCAUAUUUUACUUCAUGCGCGCCUUCUACCUGCUCACAUCCCGAAAUAUUAAGCGCGUGGAAGCAAUCACACGAUCACCGAUCUACUCUCAUCUGUCCGCGUCGCUUUCCGGGCUCUCCACAAUCCGUGCGUUCGGUGCCGAAAAGGUGCUCGUGCACGAGUUCGACUCGCACCAGGACCUGCACAGUUCCGCCUUCUACCUGUUCAUCUCGACGUCGCGCGCCUUCGGCUUCUAUCUGGACGUGUUCUGCGUGAUCUACAUCGCGAUCGUCACGCUAACAUUUUUCAUUCGCGGCGAUAGCGGUGGUAACGUAGGGUUGGCCAUUACGCAAGCGCUCGGCAUGACCGGUAUGGUGCAGUGGGGUAUGCGGCAAUCGGCCGAACUCGAAAACACGAUGACGUCCGUCGAGCGUGUGGUAGAGUACGAUAACGUCGAUCCGGAACCAGCGCUAGAAGCGCCGGCCGAUAAAAAACCACCGAAAGAGUGGCCCCAGGAGGGACGGAUCCAGUUCGAGAAGGUAACGCUACGGUACAGUCCCGAGUCCGACGGGGAUCUGGUGCUGCGUGAUUUGGAAUUUGAAAUUGAGCCACGCGAAAAGAUUGGUAUCGUCGGCCGGACGGGUGCCGGCAAGUCGUCGCUGAUCAAUGCACUGUUCCGCCUGUCGUACAACGGUGGCUCGAUUGUGAUCGAUUCGCGCGACACGAACCAGAUGGGGCUGCACGAUUUGCGUGCGAAGCUCUCGAUCAUUCCCCAGGAGCCGGUACUGUUUUCCGGCACGCUGCGCUACAAUCUCGACCCGUUCGAUGAGUAUCCGGACGAAAAGCUGUGGCGUGCGCUGAAGGAGGUGAAGCUGGAGGAGGCCGUAAACGAGCUGCCGUCCGGGCUGUCGUCGAAGAUUAACGAGGGUGGGAGCAACUUUAGCGUCGGCCAGCGGCAGCUCGUCUGCCUGGCACGGGCGAUCCUGCGCGAGAACAAGAUACUGGUGAUGGACGAGGCGACGGCGAACGUCGAUCCGCAAACGGACAAGCUGAUCCAGCAGACGAUACGGGAGAAGUUCAACGACUGUACAGUAUUGACGAUAGCCCACCGAUUGAACACCGUGAUGGAUUCAGACAAGGUGCUCGUGAUGGACGCAGGUCGUUGCGUUGAGUUUGGUACACCGUACGAACUGUUAACCACCGAAGGAGGCCCCAAAGUGUUCUACGGCAUGGUGAAGCAAACGGGCAAAAGCACCUUCAACACGCUGCUGAAGAUCGCCGAGGAGUCUCACAAUCAAAAGCUUAAACCGAUAAAGGAGGCUGAAGCAGCAAACUAGGAACGCGAUGCUACCGUAGCAACGUUAUACAGCUAGCGCGUAAGAUGUAUACAAGUUCCCAAUCGUGAAAAUCUCUUGCACUCAUCACCGGAGAGAGAAGUGCGUGUGUGCGUUACAAUACCUCGUGCUUAAACAAAAGUGGCCUUUACUUAAUGUAAUAAGUAAUAAUUUUGCGAACAAAUUCUGUCCUUAGUGUAGUUACCGUGUAUAGGUAGGCAGCAGCACGUCCUCAUCUAGGUGGCAAUACUAACUAAUCGUUAAGGUGUAAGCUAACUUAAGCUGAUUGUACUUGUUUUACAAUACUGGUAAGGAGUAGUAAAGGUACCGCGGGUCAGGCUACAGGUCCCGGCAAUUCCUUAAAGAUAUCCCAACUCGCGCGGAUAUGAUGCAGCCUUGGAGCGGUUACGGGCAAAAAAAGCGAACCCGUUGGAGCCCCUUUUUGUAUUUAAGUUAGGUGGUUAAGAAACAACCAGAAGGUACACUAGCUGCUGUGCGGUGCUGUUGUGGCGUACCGGUUAGCGCCCCGUAUGUAGUUACGCGUGUAGUUUUGUUCAUUCAUUUGGUGCCUUUCCGGAGCAACACACUAUUCCUCUCAGCGAUGAUCACCGCGUAGCCGUUUAGUGGUUAAGUUAAAGUUGAUUUAUGGCGGUAGUAAGCGGUAGAAGUACGGACAAAACAUGUUUCUAUGAUCAAAUAUAUCAUAUUUACACACACACACACCACCGUGUGGCGUGGUGGAGGUUUGUUGUAACCCAUAA
Anopheles stephensi (Asian malaria mosquito) is the source of this 5367-nucleotide messenger RNA. Its product is annotated as probable multidrug resistance-associated protein lethal(2)03659. NCBI's taxonomy places the organism in Eukaryota, Metazoa, Arthropoda, Insecta, Diptera, Culicidae. The record is from RefSeq and is a predicted model, not a curated record. Gene Ontology annotation, cellular component: membrane. The coding region runs from base 413 to 4609 and encodes 1398 amino acids. The transcript is spliced from 8 exons. Gene Ontology annotation, molecular function: ABC-type transporter activity; ATP binding; ATP hydrolysis activity. Gene Ontology annotation, biological process: transmembrane transport.